Molecule: messenger RNA, 339 nt
Organism: Fusarium graminearum PH-1
Lineage: Eukaryota; Fungi; Ascomycota; Sordariomycetes; Hypocreales; Nectriaceae
Exons: 2
Coding region: 1-339 (112 amino acids)
Source: RefSeq, a predicted model, not a curated record
AUGUCAAGGGUCCCUGACAGUUGGUCUAGGACUGCUAGGGUGGCGUCUGUGCCUCUCGACAUCUCCUUUCUCUCGAAGCGUGGUUGGGUGGAAAAGUCCCUUGAAUCGAUGCCCGACCUUUGCGUUUUAACUUUGAACAAGUCAGGGAUGAGUUGGGAUGGUAAGGAUAAUGACCAGCCAGUUGAUCGGGAGCGUCCCGAGAAGGGUUCUUUAAUCAAAUGGCGUCGCAGGGGAAUCUGCGGUAGAUGGAAUGCGACACAUCAUUCUGAAUCGUGUUUAGACACUAGAAGAAUCACAGAUGAUAUGAUUUAUAGUAACAAGGGCCGAGCCGAUUAUUAA